Molecule: messenger RNA, 735 nt
Organism: Melampsora larici-populina 98AG31
Lineage: Eukaryota; Fungi; Basidiomycota; Pucciniomycetes; Pucciniales; Melampsoraceae
Exons: 3
Coding region: 91-711 (206 amino acids)
Source: RefSeq, a predicted model, not a curated record
CUUCAGACACAUUCGGCUCCGUCGAUCAACCAACCUCUUGCCCCAGAUAAACCCACCCGGAAGGUUAUCUCAAUAUCUUACCAAUCGAACAUGGAAGAUUCAAUGCUACCAUCGCCACCACCGAAGCCGGACUUCACCAGUCGUAUCAAACUGAAACAUCGAUAUACAGAAUUGAAAUCUAUUUUCUAUGAGAUAAAGAAUCGUUCUAAUGGCUACAAGGCUGAGCUUUCAGAAAAGGAGUCCAAAGAGAGCAAACUGAGAUCUGAAUGCGACUUGAUUCUCGAUCAAAUUGAAUUGAUCCGCACUCGAUUGCCCUUGCCUUCGAACGAUGAUGCAUCACUUGACGAGGAACCAGAGCGAAAGAGAAUCAAACGCUAUCAAACCCACGAUCCUUCAUUACCAUUUCUUUUCGAUUCAGAUGGUGAAGAAGACGCAGGAGAAGAGGACGCAGAUGGAUAUAAUGAGAGAGAUGACGAGAGUGAAGGUGGGAGGACCGAAAUGGAUGCAAGCUCUAUCACGUCGCUCGGAACUCAAUCAAUCGGCGCACAGCCUUCCCGACCACCGAUAGAUCAGGAUAUGAAUGGCGAAGAAGAUGCUGACGCUGAAGUAGAUGAAGAUGAUGAAGAUGAUGAAGACGCAGAAGCAGACGAAGACGAUAGUGAUGACGCCGAUGAUGGACAACUUGAACCAAUCCAAUCUUACCAACCCUGAAAUUGAUUCGGCUUUGAAUAGAUC